Durusdinium trenchii is the source of this 709-nucleotide messenger RNA. Lineage: Eukaryota; Dinophyceae; Suessiales; Symbiodiniaceae. The record is from the annotation of a GenBank genome assembly.
GCCAUUUUGUAGGGCACACUCGGGGGCCGCUGAUUGCGGUGGUUUUUGGCACAGUUUGCCUGCAGUUCACGGUUGUGAUCAAAUCGUCCAAUCUUCGCCAUGGACAAGUACCGCAAGGUGAUGAAACCCAAGGAGGAGAUCCAGAAGACGGAUGAAGAGAUCCGCGUGACUGCUGCCGGCAGCGUGUCUGCGUACGUUUCUCGUGCGGCCACCGUAUUCAAUGAGCUCAAGAAGCCCUAUGUGAUCGUGCAAGCCACUGGCAACGCCUUGACUAAAGCAGUGACAGCUGCAGAGGUCAUCAAACGGCGCUUCAAGGGCCUGCACCAAAUCACUGAGCUGAAAACAGUUGACAUUACAGACGAGUACGAACCACUUGAAGAAGGACUGGACAAGGUCACGGACGUUCGCAGUGUGUCUGUGAUCGAGAUCAAGCUUUCAAAGGAUCCAUUGGACACCAGCGACAAGGGCUACCAGCCACCGAUCGACGAGUCCAUGGUCAAAGAAUUCGACCCUGAGGACAUGGUUCGGGGCAGAGGGCGUGGAGCCAGCUCGGGCAAAGGCCGUGGAAAGGGCAAGGGCCGCGGUCGGGGACGCGGGAAAGGCAAAGGCCGCGGCAAGGGUAAAGGAAAGUCCAGCGAGCCAAAAGGCAAAGGCUCCAGCAAAGGCUCCAGCAAAGGCAAGGGCAAGGGCAAGGGCAAAGGCUCCAAGG